GUGACGCACUGUGGACGGAGGGCAGGAAGAGUGCGCGCGUGUGAGAUCGCAAGAGGCGCAUUGAUCGAUCCAGAAGCACAGACACAGCACAAGGUCCAACAUGACCCGUUUCUAAUGCUGGGGCACGGUCAUAAUCAAGCCCACUCUCACCCCAGAACUCAGAUCGUGCAACAGCAACACCGCCCGAACCAGGAGAUCGGGUUGGAUUCAGGAGGCGCACCGAAGGUCGGUGGAUCGAAAACAGCAGGGCGGCUCAAAUCGGGUGCACGCGCGUUUUAGAAGAGAGAGAGAGGGAGGGACUGCCUGUGCAUUUGGAGCCAUGAGAGAAUACAAAGUGGUCGUGUUGGGAUCCGGCGGCGUGGGAAAAUCGGCUUUGACCGUGCAGUUCGUCACCGGAUCGUUUAUCGAGAAGUACGAUCCGACGAUAGAGGAUUUCUACCGCAAGGAGAUCGAAGUGGACUCGUCGCCCUCGGUGCUGGAGAUCCUGGACACGGCGGGGACCGAGCAGUUCGCCUCCAUGCGCGAUCUGUACAUCAAGAACGGGCAGGGCUUUAUACUUGUUUACAGUCUGGUCAACCAGCAGAGCUUCCAAGACAUCAAACCCAUGCGGGAUCAGAUCAUCCGCGUCAAACGGUACGAGAGAGUGCCCAUGAUCUUGGUGGGGAAUAAGGUGGAUCUGGAAGGAGAGAGGGAAGUCUCUUCCGGGGAAGGCAAAGCCCUGGCAGACGAGUGGAACUGCCCGUUUAUGGAAACUUCAGCCAAAAAUAAAGGCUCGGUCGACGAACUGUUCGCAGAGAUUGUCAGACAAAUGAACUAUGCCUCGACGACAAACGGAGACGACCAGUGCUGCUCGUCUUGUGUUAUUCUUUAAAAAGAAAUGCAUUUGUUGUUAUUAUUAUUAUUCUCGUUUGCCAUGGUGAGUGAGCCAAACUUAAAUAAUGACACCGUAAGAAAAAAGAAAACUAUUAAGUUUGCUCGAGGACAAAAACACACACACAUAGCUUAUUUCUGAUGUUAACUGUCAUAACAGUAUUCAUAUAAAGUGUCCUACCAUGUCUUGCACAUGACAAAAGCAUAUUGAAACCAGUGUUUACAUGACAGAAUACUUGAAUGUUCUGGGAUCUACACAAACCAACACUUUAAAAUCAUGGGCACUUGAGUCCCCCCAUCAGACUUUGUCGCCAGGUGCCUAUCUGUGUGAUCGGUAGUAAUUCGUUAUUUUUUAGUUUUUGUUUUGGAGGUGUGUUGCAGGACUUCUGUACUGUUGAGCUACAUGUCUCUCCCUGGCCUUGGCUUUUUAGGAGUUACUCAAAGAGACCCCCUGGAAUAGCGGAUGACGCUUCAGGAAUUACGCUCGAGUUGGAGUAUCUCUUCAAGCACACUGAAUGCACACCAUUGAUGGCUGAUCGUCGCCCGUUUCGGCUUGCACUCAUAACUAGAACUUAAACCCCAAGACGUGAUAAAACUGAGACAUAAACCUUUCUAAAGCGGAGGAGUUUAACGGAAAAGAAUGGUAUAUUUUACAUGCUGCACAUGAUUUGGGUUGAAGGAGCGCGUGGACUUGGCAACCCGCUUUGUGACUCGUUCAGAGUAUUUUACGUUUAAAGUAUUUUUUAGUUUGCUGGCGGGUGACGUCACAAUUGAAAACCACUUUCACGUGCCACUUUUCCCCGUCUCCUUUAGCGUGCGCGAGGACUUUUGUUAUGACGUGAUGACGUCGGAGUUACGUCACCGCGUCGAGUGCCUUCCAAAAAGCUGUUCACGAGUUUAGUGCCAACCUGCAAGGGUCUGCAAGGAGUCUCAGUUCAUGGCAGUCCACAAAGUACUUAACUGUUACACCUUGCUAAUUGUUUUGGGGGUUAACAACAUUUUAAAAGGCCUAUUGUCAACGGAAUGUGUUUUUCUUUCUUUAUUUUCAGCUUUUUGAGUAAAACAUCUUUUUGGCUCUUUUCUCAAAACUGGUCUAGGUUCGGUCAAAUAUAGUUUGAAACACAGGUACUGAAGCCCCCAGACUCAAAACCACAAACCACUGUCUCUCCAGACCAGUUAAAUCAGGUCUUUUGUUAUUUUGUUAUUAACAAAUGUGAUGUACCAUUGAAAUUCUAAUCGAUUGUACGUUUAAUUUCAGACUAGCAUUUUAACAGCUGUCUGAUUGUUUUAAAAGAAAGACUUUUAAUACAAAUUGCAUUUUUUUUUAAAUCAUCCACCGUGUUUGUCAUUUUGUAUGCUCUUAUUGAGCUAUAGGAAUGUUAUAAAAGUCUGUCAAAACAAUCAAUUUAUGGUGAAUAUUGGUGAGUAUCUAUUGCAAUCACAAAUAAUAUGCAAUGAAUGCAAAGCUACAAUUCUCUCCCAGUCACUGCUGUUUCUCAGAUCAUGUGAGUAAGCAAAUAACCUUGAGCAACUGCCAAUUAUACUAAUUUGUGAUACUGCUCUGAUUGACGCAUCCAGUCUCUUGGGACUGACCUUUUCUAAUGCACUGAUGAAACCGUAAACAAAUAAGGUGCGUUUGUGUAGCAUUUGGACAAGACUUGGUUAUGAACACUAAAUGAGGAGUUACAGUAAUGGGGUCAUGUAGCAGAAGCCGACAUGUCAUGCCAUGUGAUCUGGGCAUGCUUUAAAUUGAAGUAGGAGGGUCACAUUCCACAGCUGCAUUCUAGCCUGUAGGCUAUAUAUGCCAUACUGGCCAGUGUGUUAGAAUGGAGACAACUUCCAAGACUCUCACAUAGGAGUGCAAAUGCAAGCGGAAUGAUUUUAACUUCUUGGGCAUGGGCUAAACCAGAUGUUCCAAAUGUUUGGUCAAGGUUUAGAAAUAGCAGACAGGUUUUUUUUUAGCUGUGUUUAAGAUGAGGCUAGGCCUUGGCACAUAAUCAUACAUGUGUAAAGUAUUCAUAUAAUUAAUUCCUGUCCAGAUUGGUUAUUACAUGGUUUCUAAGGUAAUAUUUCACAUCUUUGCUUAAACCUUAAAAGUGGCAAAUGUGUGCAUUUCAUCUUGGAAGAGUCUAUAGUUGUCAUGCUGGGUGGAGUUGGGUCUUUUUUUGUUUUUGUGCUUGCUACUUGAGGUUGUGGUAGAUGAAAUAAAAAAUUUUAGUUUUCAAAAAAAGAAUAAAAAAAUUGCAAAACUCGCUGCCACAAUCUUAGAUUGUUGUGAGUGGUUUUUAGGAUGUUGCUAUGUGGUUGCUAGGGCAUUCUGAGUGGCUGUUAGCUUGUUGCUAGGUGGCUGCUUACUGGCCUAAGUAAAAAAAAAAAAACCCCACCCCUAAGUCUUUACUCUUUGUAGAUAUGGCUCGAAUCCCUCCGUCAAUGCAAGCCUAUGGGAUUUAGAUCAGAUGGCUUUAUGUAACCGCACACCUCUCCUCAACCUGUCACACAUUUUGAUGUAUCAUUCAUGUAAAUGUGGAGAACCAGUUGCAUGUUAAUGUUUAAUAUUUAGGGUUCGGGAUUUUGUUCCAAUCCCCUAAAUCAAAACCUUUUAAAAGUAUGGGCAAUAGCUAUAGGGACUACUAAUAAGUAGUACAAUUUAGUAUCUAAAGAGUGUGAGCUUGGGCUAUUAAACACCUAUCCUUUGCUAACAUUUACCCUGCCUUUUGUUGGUUGCAAAAACUUGAUGACAUGCCUGUUUACAGUAGGCAUUUUUAAAUGUAACUUUAAAAGGGGAAAUUCUGAAUGAUUUUCGUUUGUUUUUCUUUCUGUUCACUCAUUACUUUGCGAAGAUGGUAAAAGUUUCACUUCCUCAACAGUUUGCAGACAUGUGAUUUAUUUUUUUAUUCUCUUUGACUAACAGGAAGUGUUCGUCAGCUGAUUGUGACCAGUUAGCACUAGUGUCUGAGCAGUCACAGGUCUUCUAGUGUCAGUGUCAUGUGAUCUUGUUGCCAUAGAGACAGUAGACUUAGGACUUGCUAUGUGAAGAUUGUAUGUUUUAAGGGGAUUAAGAGCCACAGUGUGACCCUGAUUAGGCCCUUAAGACUGCAGUCUUAUCUAUUGAUUCUUCAUUGUGCCUUGCAAUGCAGUGUUGUUACGGAAUGACGGUGAAUGGCUUAGCCCUUAAAAGUAGUUCAGGUGACAUAUAGCAAACAUGCACAUUUAAAAGUCUAAUUUAACUUCUUUGAGACAAACUGGUUUUGGCGCAGAGCCUAUUGAUUAUUACAUUGUGCAUUUUGGUCUGGUCACCUGUAUUGAUUGGUGUGUUUUUAUCUUUAAGAUAUGUAAUAAAGCUCUAAAUGCAUUGGCUUGAUAAAUCACUUUAAGCGCUAUAGUGAUUAGGCCUUUGCAGUGCUGUGCCAGCCCUCUGUUGCAAGACAUUGUUGCAAGUGUGUUAAAGGAAAUAUUGCACCACAGCUUGAGUGCAUGUGGGUGGUGUGUUUGUUUGUGUGUGCCUGUGCUCAUUUGUAUUUUUUCUGGCUUUCUUUUCAUAAGAAUGUUGAUAACCAUUAGUGUCCAAGUUCGAUUUAGUUUCAUCUGCCCUCUUAAAAGAACUUUAAAAGGAAUUAGUUCACCCAAAACUGACAAUUCUGUCAUCAUUUACUCCCAACAUGUUAUUCCAAAUCUGUAUGCUGUUAAUUGUUUCUUUGGAACACAGACAUUUAUUUUAUUUUUUAAGAAUUGUUAUGUAGUUCUUCCAUACAAUGAGGAUUUGAUUUGGAAUGACUUGAGUAAAUACCGACAGAUUUGUCAGUUUUGGGUGAACUGUUUCUUGAAGUUCCUUUUAUCUUGGUUUCACAGUCUUAUAUUUCAAUACCAAUUCAGCUCUGGUCAUAAUAUGAUAAACUGUAAAAGGUUUUCCUUUGUAGUAAUCAUUGAAACCUGUUUUCUCUAUAUAAUUCAGUGUUAUCCAGACUGGUUUGUUAACUGAUGCAGUUUGGGUUACAUCCAGACAUGAAAAACUUAUUCCACCCCUCAUUUAAAUUAUUCAUCCCUAAGGUGUGGUUUCAUCUAGAGUGGCACAGGAGGAAGAUGAUUGGAGAGGUGUGCUGAUGCCAGAAAGCCAGGACAGAGAGUGAUGGAGGCAGUAGUGCCUACAGGCACAGCCGUGGCUAGUUCUGGGAAUACCCUCAGAUUCCAGUCAUUUUUCUCAUUCCUGCUGCUGUGCAGUCUGGGCUUGUGUGAGGCAAGAUCCCUGUUGGUAAAGGCCUUUCAUAUGGAAGAGAACAGAAUGACAGGGAGAGGGGCCUGUCUAAACAGAUUCCGGACACCACCCUGAUACAAAAUGGUUACCUUACCAUAACCCGCUCCACUGUCUAGUGCUUAGAGCUGCUUUGUUUAAAAAGCUGUACAGAUGUAAAAGCUGUACGAUGUUCCAGUGACUAUUGAAAGAUAUUUCCAAGCCCGGGGGUCUGCUUCGCAAUAAUUUUGUUGUACAUCAAAUGUUGUUUAUUGAAUAUGUCCACACCUGCAGGCUUUAAAUAAUUGUGUAAUUUACCUUGUAUAAAGAGAGAAAUAGUUUUUUUCCUAAUGCCCUCAUACAUAGAGAUUGAUUAAAAAGGGGGAAUUGAAACUUUUAAAAUGGAAGCUUCAGAUUUGAAUAUUUUCAUGGUUUAAGUGCUCUUUUGGAUAUGGUUGUUAUGCUUUAACUUGGCUGUGGGUUUCAUUGUAGGGUGUGAGUCUUAACAGGAGUUUAAAUGGCAAAUAAUCUCAGAGACAGACUCAAACUAUUUUGUGUCUGCAACUGGUUUUGUUUCUACUGGAUUAUAAGGUGUCUUGUGUAUAUAGUGGGGUCCAAAUGUCUGGGAUUACAUAAAAAAUAUUUUUUGCCAACAGUUCUGAAAUUCAAGUUAACUCUGAUGUGAGUUCGGGACAAUGUUUAUUUUUACAAUUCCGUUUGGUGAUGCUAGUGUCACAUAGAAAUGACAAACUUCAGUCUAAAUUAAAAAAAAAUUAGAACAUAAGGAAAAAAUUCUUAUGCCAUUUAAGGGAUUAAGAGAAAGUGGUUUAACACACCUAGGUUUCUCCUUGAGAACGUGGCUUAAUGUGGCCAUGUAAACACAUAAGUGGUGUUCUAAUGGGUGUUUGAAGAGUGCGCACAUGCGUGAAUAGAACGAAUGGCAAACGUCAAGUAACAAGUCAACACAGUGAAAGAAUUUAACAUUUUUGGAAGAAAAGUGGGAAAAGCACAUACAAUAAACUAUACGCAUUUAUACACACCAAUGUAAAAUAGUGAUGGUCCCUCACAUUCUUGUAUAUGUACUUACAUAGGGGGGAAUCCCAAAGUUUUAAGGAAGAGGGAAACCCCACUAUUACAGUGCAAUUCUGCUGCAGAUCGUGAUGCUAAAUUAAGGAAACAAAUGCAGCAACAACUCUGGAAUAUCUGGAAAUUAAGCGAAGCAACAGAGAAUAAAAUAGCGAAGUCUUCCUCCGAUGCCAUAUUUGUUAUUUACACAAGCUUCACAAGGAAAUUACGCUGUCAUAGUGAAAGCUGCUUACUGACCUAGCUGCAUGUAUACGUUAGUAACGAGUAUACUGCUUAGACCGCACAUGUAAUCCGGAAUGCUGCUUUUUCACAAUAAACUGCUUUCUCAGAAUAAGCUGCUUUCUGGUGUCCAUGUAAACAUAAUCAUGGUCAUGUAAAACCUGGAAAUAUCAGGGGUAUCAAAUUUGGGUUUUUCAGGUCUAGUAAAAGGUCUUGACUGGGAAAAUCAUGUAAAAGUUAUGGAAAUAUAGGAAGUUAUUGCUCUUAAAGUGUGGGAAUCCUGUGAAUGUUGAUAUCUGGAUUGUGUUCAAGAUAUUCAAAUCACACUUUUUUGUUAUUGCAAGCUUUUAGAUUAUUUUGUAUAAUAUUGCAAAGUGCUUUUAAAGUAAAUCUCUUGAUUUACUAACGUGUCCAUAAACAUUUGUGUUGCUGAAUUUUUUUCUUGAAAGUUUUCAAUAAACGU
Molecule: messenger RNA, 6866 nt
Organism: Xyrauchen texanus (razorback sucker)
Lineage: Eukaryota; Metazoa; Chordata; Actinopteri; Cypriniformes; Catostomidae
Product: ras-related protein Rap-2b-like
Exons: 1
Coding region: 320-871 (183 amino acids)
Biological process (GO): negative regulation of cell migration; Rap protein signal transduction
Cellular component (GO): plasma membrane
Molecular function (GO): GTPase activity; GDP binding; GTP binding
Source: RefSeq, a predicted model, not a curated record